Cricetulus griseus (Chinese hamster) is the source of this 1748-nucleotide messenger RNA. The record is from RefSeq and is a predicted model, not a curated record. Lineage: Eukaryota; Metazoa; Chordata; Mammalia; Rodentia; Cricetidae.
GCGCGCACCCCCCUGCCUAGCCGCCCGCCUGCCGCCGCCCUCGCGAGGCCGAGGCGGGAGCGACGAGGCCCAGGCGGGAGCCAGGAGCACAGUCGGCAUGGAGACGCUGCUGCUGGGUGCCGGGCUGCUGCUGGGCGCCUACGUGCUUGUCUACUACAACCUGGUGAAGGCCCCACCAUGCGGCGGCAUCGGCAGCCUGCGGGGUCGCACGGCCGUGGUCACGGGCGCCAACAGCGGCAUCGGGAAGAUGACAGCGCUGGAGCUGGCGCGCCGGGGAGCGCGCGUGGUGCUGGCCUGCCGCAGCCGGGAGCGCGGGGAGGCGGCCGUCUUCGACCUCCGCCAGGAAAGUGGGAACAAUGAGGUCAUCUUCAUGGCCUUGGACUUAGCCAGUCUGGCCUCGGUACAGGCCUUUGCCACUGCCUUCCUGAGCUCUGAGCCAAGGCUGGACAUCCUCAUCCACAAUGCAGGGAUCAGUUCCUGUGGCCGGACUCGGGAGACCUUUAACCUUCUGUUGCGAGUGAACCACGUUGGCCCUUUUCUGCUGACACACUUGUUGCUACCCCGCCUAAAAUCAUGUGCCCCCAGCCGUGUGGUGGUAGUGUCCUCAGCUGCCCACCGUCGUGGUCGUCUGGACUUCACACGUCUGGAUUGCCCGGUGGUGGGCUGGCAACAGGAGCUUCGGGCAUAUGCUGACAGCAAACUAGCCAAUGUGCUCUUUGCCCGGGAACUUGCCAACCAACUUGAGGGCACUGGUGUUACGUGCUAUGCAGCUCACCCAGGACCUGUGAACUCAGAACUCUUCCUGCGUCACCUUCCUGGAUGGCUGUGUCCUAUUUUGCGCCCACUGGCCUGGCUACUACUCCGGGCACCUCAAGGGGGUGCCCAGACACCCCUGUACUGUGCUCUGCAGGAGGGCAUUGAACCACUCAGUGGGAGAUAUUUUGCCAACUGUCGCGUGGAGGAGGUCUCCCCAGCUGCUAGAGAUGACCAGGCUGCCCACAGGCUGUGGAAAGCUACCAAGAAGCUUGCAGGACUUGGGCCUGGAGAGGAUGAUGAUGACCCUGAGGAAGAGCCUCAACCUCAGGGUCCAAGGGCCCUGUCUUCUCUGAGUGCCCCCUACCCUGAGAAAACCACAGUUUCUGGACUUUCUCAUAGCUGUCCGGGCUCACCAGACUUGUCUAAAUUGACACAGCGAAGAAUUCAGAUGAAGGCUCGGCCUUUACCUGACUAACUUUCCUAACCCCCAGGCUAGAAUGCAUUUCUAGUGCGGUGGGACCCCUCAAAGCCUCGGCUGUGUGCCUGGGCACUGAGGGGUUGCCACAUUUACCUCUGGUUACGUUUUGGGACCUCUUCUGUUCUAAACAGUACUUCUACGAUGGAUAAUAACUCCAAUCCUGCGAUGAUAUGUCAAGACACUGUGUUGCUCUGGAAUUUGAUUUUCAGAUUUCUGGGCCCUUCCCUGAAGAGAGAUCCAAGCCCUACCCCUCACCUCCUGCUCGGGAGGGCGGGCGACUUUGCCUUGAUGCACCGUUGUUGAACCCAGGAGCCCUUUGCCAAGUUUCUAGCUGGUAGUUUAUUUACCCCCAUCUUACCCGGGCAGGACUAGGAAAGGACUCGGGGCAGAGACUGGGAUUUGAGCUGCUCUAGGGCAGAUGCCCGAGGUGACGCAGCGCAAGGUGUUACUACUGAUGGGCCCCAAAGGUGCUAUGGGGACCAAGCCCCCUGGAAUAAAGCGAGUUGAUUACAGG